AUGGCGACCCGCCCGGGCGUGCGCCGCAAGUCGUCGGCGCAGAAUCUCCUGUCCUCCUUCAAGAACAGAGAUCCGUCUGCGCAGAUCGGCAGCGUCUCCUCGGCGACUGGCCAGCAGUUCGCGUCUGCUUCGACUCCUACCGCUCCCACCAUGCCCCUGCCCCGCGACUGGGACGUGCAGUCUGGCCAGUCUGACCCCUCCGUCGCGUCCUCGGGUGCCUCUGCGGCGACGAAUGGCUCGUUGGCACAAGGCACGUCAGUUGAGAUGUUGAGGGAGCUGGUGAAGAAGCGAAUCAUCACGCUGACCUAUCUGCGCAAUGUACACGAAGGGCGUACACAUUGGUUCCAUACCAUCGUCAUCACAAAAGGAGACCUCGAGAGGAUAUUCUCAAACGCUGCCAUGAAGAACCGAACAUAUCGAUUUGCCAUGCUCGGGAUGGCUCUUGCCCAUUUGUUUGAUAUCAAGGACCCAGCCGACCUUCUCCGCGGUUUCUCAAACGUCCUCAACGAGUACGAGACUCUCAAGGACGUCCCGAGGGACAAGGACGAGAAUGACCGACCACGUAUGCGUCUGUUCAGGACAAGACCGAAUAAAAGACAGCCUGGCGCUACCGACUACGCAUUAUCCUAUGCAGACGCGUCCGAUGCACCUUACCUUACAAUGCCCCACGUCCCCUUCGCGCCCGACUACCACCAAACGCUGCUCUCCUUGCUCGACGUGCUGUCCGAGGUUUACAACAAAAUAUCGAAGAUCCUCGGGCCUUCACCAUUUCCAAAUUCUGGCCACCACAUGAUGGGGCCUCUAGGAUUGCUUUCGCCCCACCCGGGCGUCUCAUAUCUGUUCGCGGGCACGGAGGCAGCGGCGACACACGAGGGGGAGGCGAGUUUGUGGGGCAUCGCGCAUGCGUCAGGGUCGGGCACUCCGGCUGCGCUAGGUGCGGGCGGAGGGAACGUAAUGUACGGGGGCGCGCUAGGAAGCCCACCGCCCAGCUGGAAUACUGGCCUGGGUGAUACGGUCAAGCAGAUUGACAACAAGUUGAAGAAAAUCAUUGCAACACUGCUCAAAGAGCUCGAUGAUUUCGCACGAGCUAACAUCAAGGACGAACUGGCAUCAUUAGACCCGCUCUUGCGGAACGUCGCGGUACCACAGGAACCUCAGUACGACUUCGACUGA
This is a messenger RNA of Fomitopsis serialis, 1173 nucleotides long. RefSeq lists its product as uncharacterized. The transcript has 6 exons. The record is from RefSeq and is a predicted model, not a curated record. NCBI's taxonomy places the organism in Eukaryota, Fungi, Basidiomycota, Agaricomycetes, Polyporales, Fomitopsidaceae. Bases 1 to 1173 code for a protein of 390 amino acids.